This is a messenger RNA of Merops nubicus (carmine bee-eater), 948 nucleotides long. RefSeq names its product nucleolar complex associated 4 homolog (S. cerevisiae) (gene NOC4L). Gene Ontology annotation, cellular component: nucleolus; Noc4p-Nop14p complex; small-subunit processome. Lineage: Eukaryota; Metazoa; Chordata; Aves; Coraciiformes; Meropidae. The record is from RefSeq and is a predicted model, not a curated record. Gene Ontology annotation, biological process: ribosome biogenesis. The annotation marks the transcript as partial. The transcript is spliced from 10 exons.
AGGCCGCUGCCAUUUUACCAGCAGAAUGUGUUUUCCCUCAUUUCACCCAUUAACAUGCCAACCAAAGAGUGUGACAUCGUCAAAUUUAUGGUGAAGCCAGAUAACUUGGAGGAAUUGAAGGUGUCGAAGCUGCAGGCACACAAGCAGGCGUUUGAAAAAAUGUGGCUCUGUUUUUUGAAGCACAAGCUACCCACUGGCCUUUACAAAAAAGUGCUUGUCAUUAUGCAUGACUCCAUCCUGCCUUACAUGAAUGAGCCCACUCUCAUGAUAGACUUCUUGACAGUGGCCUAUGGCAUAGGUGGAGCCAUCAGUCUUCUAGCCUUGAAUGGGUUAUUUAUUCUUAUACAUCAGCAUAAUCUGGAAUAUCCUAACUUUUACAAAAAGCUGUACAAUCUUUUAGACCCUUCUAUAUAUCACGUGAAGUACCGAGCCCGCUUCUUCCAUCUGACUGACCUCUUCUUGUCUUCAUCGCACCUGCCGGCGUACCUGGUGGCCGCCUUCCUCAAGCGGCUCUGCCGGCUGGCGCUGAGUGCGCCCCCCGAGGCUCUGCUCAUGCUCAUCCCCUUCGUCUGCAACCUCUUCCGGAGGCACCCUGCCUGCAGGGUGCUGCUGCACAGGCCUCACGGCCCCCAGGAUAUGGCAGAAGAUCCAUAUAUUAUGGAGGAGGAAGAGCCAUCUGAAAGCAGGGCUUUGCAGAGCUCUCUCUGGGAGAUUCAGUCUCUACAAAGCCAUUAUCACCCAGAUGUGGCCAAGGCAGCUGCUGUCCUGAACCAGGAACUGUCUGAAAUGGAGGAUGACAUAUCAGGGCUCCUGGAGCUCUCGGCUUAUGAGCUUUUUGAUAAAGAAAUAAAGAAGAAAGCUGUUGAUGUGCCCCUGGAGUUUGAGCAAGUUCGAGGUCUGUUCGGGAAGAAGAAUGAUAUUUUUGCAGAGCACUUCACUUUAGAUUGA